Molecule: messenger RNA, 6799 nt
Organism: Strongylocentrotus purpuratus (purple sea urchin)
Lineage: Eukaryota; Metazoa; Echinodermata; Echinoidea; Camarodonta; Strongylocentrotidae
Product: prestalk protein
Exons: 32
Coding region: 579-4892 (1437 amino acids)
Biological process (GO): antibacterial humoral response; innate immune response
Cellular component (GO): extracellular region
Molecular function (GO): serine-type endopeptidase inhibitor activity
Source: RefSeq, a predicted model, not a curated record
UUUAGAAACCUCGACCUACGCCAAUUAAUCACUUUGCACAUCAAUCUCGUAGUUCCAUGUUUAGAUUUAUCACACUGUUUACAUGAUAUAUAGUGUCACGUGCAAGGUUAGAGGCGUAGGCUACCUUUCACCUCCAAGCCAUUGUGCUUAACCUUCCGGCGGCAAUUCAUGGCGCAUUGAAGCCUUCUAGAUAGGCCUCCAUCUUAUAGCCUAUUUAUCUUUCGGGUAAACAGUACGCAUUCUUACGGAGAGGCUAAUAAAAACCGAGCCUAUAUAAACUUACCACCUAGUAUUUGGAUUCAAGAGAAAGGUUGAAGGACUGUACCUGAGAGGUUGCUGGCCAACAGAACACUUUAGGAAUAAUUUAUUUUUCAAAGCGGUGUUUAUCAGCGCGGACAAAUUAUUUAUUAAGGAGUUAGCACUCUUCUCGAUUGUUGGGCAAAUAUUGUUUUUUUUGGACAAAAUAGAGAAAAGGAUCGCCACCGCUUGUAAUUACACUGUGGGACAGUCUGCCAGAGGUUCUGAUGCCAUUGGCCAGCUUGAUCAACAUUUGCUUUUCAUUUCAUCGUUGACCUCAGAUGGGAACACAUUCUGGUUCUGGAAUUUUCUUGAUAGAAAAAGCAGUUGAUUUUUUUGCGAAUCUUUGCGAGCUUCUAAAUCCAAACGUGAUACGGAGUGAAACGUUCGGAAGAACGUGUAAACUGGAAAUGUUUCGUUCAGGAGUUUUACUGAUCUUACUCGUGUGCCUUACGGCAUCACUGGUGGAAGCCGAAAAGGUCGGAAUAUGCCCAGCCAUACCACUCGAGUCUUUUGGAUCGUGCGGAAUCACGUGCACAUCGGACGAUGAUUGCUCCGGACGUGAUAAGUGUUGUUCGACCGGAUGUGGGCAGUCAUGUAUGGAACCCGAGCCUUAUGUACUGUGUCAGAUGUAUUGCCCCCAUGGCUUCGUUUUGGACACGAAUGGACGCCCUACCUGCAAUUGCAGCCAGCAAACUGAGAUCCACGAAGGCGAAUGUCCAGUAUCUGACAUGAUCGGCAUCUGCGCAGAAACAUGUGCACAUGACGGUAACUGUUCGACCAAUCAGAAGUGCUGUUCAAAUGGAUGUGGUCACGAUUGUAAAGAUGCUGUCUUUCCAGAAAAACAAGGACAAUGCCCAGCUCUUCAAGAUGGUGGUUUCGGCACCUGUGUCGCGGAGUGUCAGCACGACACACAAUGUUCUGGGUCGAAAAAGUGCUGCCACAACGGUUGCGGUCAAGUCUGUGUGGAUCCCACAAAUAGUUCUCCGUCAUACCGCCCUGGAACCUGCCCUGUCGGACUCCUGGCAAAUGGAACGAUGGGUGUGUGCGCAGACUUCUGUGAAACCGACCUCGAUUGUCCCACUCAUCACAAGUGCUGUUCCAAUGGGUGCGGCCAUGUUUGCAUGGCGGCGGAUUCACUCCAAGUUAUCCAUGAGGGUUCGUGUCCGGCGUCAGGGUCACCGGACGAUCAGAACAUUGUGGGCCUUUGCGUCGAGGCCUGCGACAAUGAUGGCGACUGCGAUGAAAACCAAAAAUGCUGCACCAAUGGCUGCGGUCAUCUCUGCAUGAGAACUGAAUCAACGCCAUGUCCACAAGUGAUGUGCAUGAUGUGGUGUCCUUAUGGAUUCAAACAGGAUUCUGAUGGGUGCAAUUUAUGUGAAUGCGCUAACCAAACAGUAAUCCACGAAGGGGAAUGUCCGGUCGUAGCAGAAGGCAUGAUGGGUAUUUGUAUGACAACAUGUGACCACGAUGGUUCCUGUUCGGCCAAUCAGAAAUGUUGCUCUAAUGGAUGCGGACACUCAUGCCAAGAUGCUGUGAUACCUGAUGCCAGCAAAGCAGGUUCCUGUCCGUCCACUCUUUCGUCGGAUACGGUUGGAAUCUGCUCUGAUUUAUGCUCUAGUGACACUGAUUGUAGUGAAACAUACAAGUGCUGCUCGAAUGGAUGCGGUCACCUCUGUCUUGCACCAGUGACCUACCCAGUUCACACGGGAUCUUGCCCAGUUGGCGACUUGCCGAAUGGUGCAUCAGGGAUCUGCUCAGAAAUGUGUUCUCAUGACGGGCAAUGUGGACCGCAUCAGAAGUGCUGUUCCAAUGGUUGCGGCCACACUUGUAUCACUGCUACUGACGUGUCCGAUGAGUGCCCUGACGCCAUUUGCCAGCUACAUGUAUUCUGCGAACAUGGUUUCAAGAGGGACGAAAGUGGUUGCGAGAUCUGCUCCUGCGAGACACCAGUAGGCCUUCACGCCGGCACUUGCCCGGUAGGUCUACUGCCUGAGGGUGUGGUCGGAACCUGUGAUGAGAGCUGCAUGGAGGAUGACGACUGUUCAGAGACACAGAAGUGCUGCUCCAACGGCUGCGGGCACGCCUGUGUCGAUGUGACAACGUCACGUAACGCAACUGACCUCUGUCCGCUCAUGAUGUGCUUAAUGUGGUGUGAACACGGCAACCAGAAGGACCAGAAUGGAUGCGAUACAUGUGAAUGCAACCAACAUCCGGUGCCGUCAUGUCCAGAUGUAUUAUGUGCAUUGUAUUGUCCCUAUGGUAACCAGCUAGAUGAAGGUGGAUGCCCCAUGUGUGCCUGCAACGAAAAACUGGAGGACUGCCCCGAAGUGAUGUGUAUGUUGUACUGUGAACACGGCUACGAGAGACACCCGUCCGGCUGUGAGAUCUGUACAUGUAGCCAGCCCCCCGUAAUCAGACCCGGUGUUUGUCCUGCGCCCAUCUCCCCGGACCGGAGAUCGCUACAGACCAAUAUGUGUGAUAAUGAUGAAGAAUGCCCGAUCUUGCAGAAGUGUUGUUCCGAUGGGCAAUUCUACGGAUGCGUAGAAGCAGUGGAUGUGCCUCCGAUGUGCCCUGAAAUAAUGUGCAUGCAAUACUGUCCUCAUGGUUUCAAGAAGGGAAGGAAUGGAUGUGACGUCUGCGAAUGCAACAGCCAAUCAGCCAUCCACGAAGGAGUGUGCCCUAUUUUGAUGGGUGGUAUGUUUGGAACCUGCAACGAUGCUUGCGAACAUGACGGGAACUGUUUGACCAAUCAGAAGUGCUGUUCCAACGGCUGUGGGCACACUUGCGUCGACGCUAUCCAACCAGGAGACAUUAAACCGGGGAGUUGUCCAAGGUUAGAAAACGCUGGUGGCGCUCUUGGUCGUUGCGAGGAUCACUGUGUAGAUGAUACGUCCUGUUCAUCGACCUCGAAAUGCUGCUCAAACGGAUGUGGACGCUCGUGUUUCGAGCCGGACCCUACAGUGAUAACUCGACCAGGGACGUGUCCUACCGGUGCGUUGUCCAAUGGGACGAUGGGGGCGUGUUACGAGGGUUGCUAUGACGACGGAGACUGCUCCACCAACCAGAAGUGUUGCUCAAAUGGGUGUGGUCAUGCCUGCGUCACUGUAGUUGUAGACGAACCAAGUCCUUGUCCUGAUAUGCUCUGUGACAUGUUCUGCGAAUUUGGCUUUGUGAGGGAUGGAAACGGUUGUGACACAUGCAUCUGUAACGAGAAGCCUGCGGUUCAUCUUGGAAGUUGUCCAACCGAUGGAUAUGAUGGAGUCGGAGUAUGUAUGGACGAAUGCUACAAUGAUGACGACUGCUCAGCCAAUCAGAAGUGUUGUUCCAACAACUGCGGUCACAUGUGUCUGGAAGCUGUUCAUGCUCCAGUCAUCCACGAAGGGAGUUGCCCUGUUGGUAAUGUACCGAGAGGACUACUCGGUCUCUGCGCUGAACUCUGCACUGAUGAUAGCUCGUGUGCAGCCAAUCAGAAAUGUUGCUCAAAUGGGUGCGGUCACGAAUGCAUAGAUAUGACACCUGACUGUUCAGACCGUGUAAUGUGUAUGAUGUUCUGUGAGCACGGCAAUGUGAAAGAUGGCGAUGGCUGCGAUACAUGCGAAUGCAUUGAACCAGUUAUUUGCCCCGCGGUUCUAUGUAUGAUCUUCUGCGAGCAUGGAACACAGAAAGAUGAACGUGGAUGUAACACCUGCGUGUGCAAUACGGAACCAGUGACUUGUCCUCCAAUUAUGUGUAACAUGUGGUGUGAGAACGGGUUUGAACACGACGAGAACGGUUGUGAUGUCUGCCGCUGCCAAUCUCCAGUGAGCUGCCCAGAAAUGAUGUGCAUGAUGUAUUGUGAAAACGGGUUCCUCCGAGACGAAGAUGGUUGUAGUAUCUGCUCGUGUUACACUCCACCAGUUUUACAUCCGGGAUCUUGCCCCGUGAACCUACUUCCCCAGGGCAGUGCGGGAAUAUGCAUCCAGGGCUGUGCUGACGACGGAUCGUGCUCAGCCAAUCAAAAAUGCUGUUCUAACGGAUGCGGUCACGUGUGCAUGGAUGCCGUUGUAGAACCAGUUAAAGCUGGUACUUGCCCCGUGGUGCGCGAUGGCGUGUUUGGUACGUGUGUUAACAUGUGCGGACAUGAUGGUAAUUGUGAUGGGGACAACAAAUGCUGUUCCAACGGAUGUGGACUAUCUUGCGUUGAACCAGGACCCUCACCGAAACCGGGGAUGUGCCCGAACCAAACGAACUCGGAUUCUCUCGGAAUCUGCGUCAACGAGUGCGAGCAUGACCACGGUUGUACGGAAGAUAAGAAGUGUUGCCAUAACGGUUGCGGCAUGACCUGUAACGCCCCGGUUCCUGUCACCAAGGCGGGAGAGUGUCCGGCGGUCCUCUUUAACACAAUAGGACUCUGCGUGGAAGACUGCAACAACGAUGCUGGUUGCCCUGGUCAUUUCAAAUGCUGCAGUAAUGGGUGUGGUCACGUCUGCAUCGACCCAUCCCCAGACGUUUCUCCACUUCGUGCUUCAUCACAGGCUCCACAGAAAUUUUUCGCUGCUCCCUUCCAAGUUCUACUCAUAGCGUGUAUGGCCCUUCUUUCGAUGAGAAUUUAAGCCGAACAGCAAAUUCUUUGUACUAUAAUGAUGACACGUAUUGGCGGUAUGCACACUGAUUUAUUGUGAGAUGUAUUUGACAAUCUCCUGUACGUUGAGUCCAUGUCCAUGAAGGUCUCAUUUGUCAUAGUUUUCUCCAGACCACUGAACGACAUGCUGAGGUAAUACCCACGGUCUGCAUUUUACCCCUUUUUCUAAUGUAGUCAUCUCCAUUCUCAUUUUCCUACUCAUAUAUGGAAAUAUUCUAGAGGAUGUAUGGAGUAUCUUUAUACGAAAAAUAUUGUUUUUUAUAUAUUCAGUAAUAUUUGUAUUUUAAUCUAUAUUUCCGUUCAACUCUGGUUGUUGAAUUAAUAUCCUCCAUUAUUAUAUGAGAUUGAAUGAACAGAGGGGAAGUUUUGUCUUCCUUAUAUAUUUUUACCAAAUAAAAGAAUAAGUGUUCGAGACUGUGAGAGAGUAGAUCAUUACAUAAUCUUGAAUUUUACAAUGUUGAUGUAUAAAACGUAUAUUGUAAGCAUGAUAUACUUUUUAGCACUUAUUGAUGACAUCUUUAUAUCUUCAUUUUAUGUUGAUGUUAAUAAAUAUUUGCUUUUCAACUAGUCAGUGCAACCAAUCAGCUGAUCCAAAAACAAACUCGAAAUGGACCUGAAAGGCUGAAAUCAUGUCGUCGUCGUAUGAAACCGUUGGAAAUAAUUUAAGCUUUUAUAUUACAAUGUGUAUACGUAUAGAUAUUAUCACAUUUGAUUUGAAAAAAAGAAAAUUACCGUAAUAAAUAACCUAUUUAAAUUUUUAUCAAAUCGAAUAUUAAACACAUUUUGGUUGAAUAUCCUAUACCAUAAAAUAUGAGAGGGGAGAUGUCGACCACUUAUACACUCAAUAGACAUUAUCGUAUACAUAAUAAAACGAGAGAACGACUGUUCUAGUGCAGCGCUUGUACAGUACUUGCAUAGCGGCAAUUAUUUCAUUCCGGAUGGAUAACCGAUAAGAAUGAUGUCGAAAGAAUUCUCCAUUAAUUUUUAAAGAAGAUUGUAUUGUGACGUAAGUACUUGCAUUUAAGUGCAAAUGCCAAGGGGCGAAAUGGAAGACUUGAAGCAAAAAUGGGGAUGAACGUUAUUCAUAAUCAAAAUAAAAUCAAUAAUUGGGUUAGGUGUUCAUUUCAUUCAAUCGCUUAGGAUGAAUAAUAAUGAAAGAAAAAAUAAUACAACCACAGUCUUCGCCUCUGUUAUCAUCGGGAGAUUAUAGAGUCUUAUGGAGAUUACUUUAAAAUGUCAGGUCGGCAUUAUAAUCACAUUUUUAGAAAGUACAACUUUCUCAUAAAUGAUUCAACCGUAUUUUAUAAAUUAUAAGCAGUUCUAUGAACAAAUUAUAUAUUUUUGCACUUUUUAAUAACAUUACAUUUUGAUUCGCCAUGUUUGUGAUUCUUUUUCAUUAAAUUAUAUUGUAUUACUUUUGACUGAUAUUUCCUAUUUGAAGUGGAUAAGAGUUUUGAAUUAACGUCAAUAUACUCUUGCUUUUCAUUAUUUAUUAGGUCACUAGUUCCAACUGUUUCCAAGUAACUGGUUCAAACUUGUUCUAACUGGGAGAAGGAUUCUCAUGCCUUUUUUUUUAUCAAUCAGUAAUUUUGAACGAUUUGGAUGUCACAAAAUAUCGUACUGUAACGUAAUCUUUGUUAUCGAAAGCUUUCGUUGCUAACUUUGGAACGUUUCAUAUCAGACUUAUCUGUGUAUAGCUAACUAAAAGACAUAUUUACUAGUUUCUCGUACCCUCCUCAAUCCUCUUUUGUUAUUUGAUAUUUUCUUUGUGAAAGGAAAACCAGUAAUAAUGUGAGGUCAUGUAAUAACAAAGAUAAUUGAAAUAGAGUUAUUCCAUCUUAGUACAGUUACAAAUUAAAUGCAAUUCAUGAAUAGGCA